Solanum stenotomum is the source of this 1949-nucleotide messenger RNA. RefSeq names its product homeobox protein knotted-1-like 3. The record is from RefSeq and is a predicted model, not a curated record. Gene Ontology annotation, biological process: regulation of DNA-templated transcription. Gene Ontology annotation, molecular function: DNA binding. The coding region runs from base 408 to 1580 and encodes 390 amino acids. The transcript is spliced from 6 exons. Gene Ontology annotation, cellular component: nucleus. Lineage: Eukaryota; Viridiplantae; Streptophyta; Magnoliopsida; Solanales; Solanaceae.
CAUCCAACGACUAAACCAACCACUUUGUUUUACCCUCAAUCCCAAGUCCAACAUUUAGGGACCACUGAUUUAUAGUUUUCCCUUCACCGGAAUAUAUUGACACUAGCACCGAAGCUUCCUCUUUUUAUCUCUCUCUCUUAGUUUUCUUUCUCCCCUUUGCUCUAAGUUCUGUCUACAAAAACUUCAUAUACUUCCUGUGCGUGCCCUCUGUUGUUAUUAAUUCUCUCUCGUUGCACUUUCUGAAAUCCCAACAGUUCAAGUUCUUAUCAUCUCUACUAUAUUCUUCCGGGUUUAAUUGAUUGAUGAGUUUCUGAUAAUUUGUAUGUAGAGUUUCAGACACUUUCUGAUAAGUAAUGAAAUACGUUGUGAAAUUGUGUGUUUUAUAAAAUUGUUCAUUGUCACAAGAAAUGGAUAUGCCGGAUGAAAAUUCACAAAUUUUGAGAACUAGUUUACCGGAACAGUCAUCGUCGGACGUCAAACCGCUAGAGCACCAGCAGACGCCGAUGUGGCUCAACAGGGAAAUACGUUUACCACAAAGUCAAUAUACUGUUGCCGGCGCUGGGGAGAAUUUGCAGUCCGACUCAAACCAGUGGUUAUCAAGGUCGAUUUUACAGAGGAAUAUAAGCGAUGUUCAGGCAUCCAAUGAUUCCGAGUUGAAUAAGGACGAGUUUGGUGAGAGUGAAGUCGUGAAUUGGCAAAAUGCGGGGUAUAAAGCUGAAAUUCUGGCACAUCCAUUGUUUGAGCAGUUGUUGUCAGCCCAUGUGGCGUGCUUACGAAUAGCAACGCCUGUAGAUCAGUUGCCAAGGAUUGAUGCACAGCUGGCACAGUCGCAGCAAGUAGUAGGCAAAUAUUCCAGCCUUGGACAUGGGAAUCUUGCUGAUGACAAGGAACUUGAUCAGUUUUUGACACAUUAUGUCCUGUUGCUUUGUUCUUUUAAAGAACAACUACAACAACAUGUUCGUGUUCAUGCAAUGGAAGCAGUUAUGGCUUGCUGGGAAAUCGAGCAGUCGUUGCAAAGCUUAACUGGAGUUUCUCCAGGAGAAGGUACAGGUGCUACAAUGUCUGAUGAUGAAGAUGAACAGGUGGAUAGUGAUGCCAAUUUGUUUGAGGGAAGUUUAGAUGGUCAUGAUAGCAUGGGCUUUGGUCCUUUGAUCCCAACAGAGAGUGAGAGAUCAUUGAUGGAGCGUGUGAGGCAGGAGUUAAAGCACGAGUUGAAACAGGGUUACAAGGAAAAACUAGUGGAUAUUAGAGAGGAAAUUCUUCGAAAGAGAAGGGCAGGAAAACUCCCCGGCGAUACUACCUCUGUCUUGAAAGCUUGGUGGCAAUCACACUCAAAGUGGCCAUACCCCACUGAGGAAGAUAAGGCAAAACUGGUACAAGAGACAGGUCUUCAACUAAAGCAGAUAAAUAAUUGGUUUAUUAACCAAAGGAAAAGGAACUGGCACAGUAAUCCUUCCUCUUCUACAGCUUUGAAGAGCAAACGCAAAAGGGAAGUUAUUAGCAAGCUUCCUUGGACGAGCUACCAAGUGUCCAGCUACUAUCUGUAUGUAGUAUAUAGAAAGAUGGACUCAUUCAGUUAAAGCAACAGGUCAGUUAUUUCGCAACUGCAGGACAACUACAACUAUUACAGACAGAUCCUACUUAAUCAAAAGAUCGAUUGAUAUGAUGAUUUGUUGAGGAAAAGGCUAGUUAUUUACGUAAUUGUCUGAUGGGGAGGGCGUACGGUGACUAAUAUAUGUCAAUCACAGUCAACUAUAGUUUAAUCACAAAUUAGUUGGGAUUGACUACAUCAAUAUCUGUAUCAAUUUUGUGUGCACUUGAAUGGGUGGAAACCUCAGUGACUCGAUCAUGCAGCUUGCAAAAAUUACUACCACAUUUUUGUAUGGGGUUAGAUAUGGGGGAUGUACAGUUGAAUAAUCCCAGUUUUAUUAAUACUUUUCUUGUGGUCA